Guyanagaster necrorhizus is the source of this 948-nucleotide messenger RNA. RefSeq lists its product as uncharacterized. Lineage: Eukaryota; Fungi; Basidiomycota; Agaricomycetes; Agaricales; Physalacriaceae. The record is from RefSeq and is a predicted model, not a curated record. The transcript has 3 exons. The coding region runs from base 1 to 948 and encodes 315 amino acids.
AUGCCAAUGGAUGGUUCAAUCAUUGCCGUCUUUCAGCUAGGCACUCCUCUCCUCUCCAUUAUACUAUCCACCACUGGCGGUCGGUCGCUCCUUACCUCCCUGUCCCAGCAUCGAACCUCUUCUUCAACGCUGGAACAGUUCGCGAUGUCUCGAGAGGCUGGACCUUUUCAUCAAGAACAUACCGCUAAGGGUCUUUCUUGUCUGGCACCCUAUGCCCCAAAUCUUUCCAGUAUCUCCGUCGGAGGCUUUCCUUGGGCACAACUUCGAUCGUUUGAAAUAAAGCAACGAUCGAAUUGCCAACUUCAUGCAAUCACCGUUUUCGGUGGUGACCCUACGACCCUAGUCUACUUAUUCCCACUUUAUCGUUUCUUAACCCAGCUUCGACACCUCACAAUUAAUGUUGUCGUCACAGACCAGUCGAUCACCCGUUUGACAAUCGAUCAGUUGGGGCACCUCGGCACCAUCUCUGUAAAUGCGAAAAACCCUGUCGUACAAAAUGCGCAUGAGCUUCGACUAUUUGUUAAGCUUUUCCGAUCUUGCUGUGGGUUGGAUGGACCAGAGAAAGUCCCUCAGACUCGGAUGUCCAGUAUUGAACUUCGCCUGUCUCGUUUGCCAGAUGCACAAGAUGAAAGUCUAGAGACCGCUUACACCCUCGUGGACAUGCUUCAGCACAAGGUACUGAUCUCCAUGGAUCGGAUGAUCGUGGGAUAUGCGCUUCCCUUCCUGUAUUCCCCCAUGUCAAACACCUACAGACUUUCCUCGCCUGAGGGAUUCCUAUGUGUUAAUGCAAACGCAAUGCAGACAGGACAGCAUCUUCCGACUCUUCUUAUGGGGGCGUCUCAUGACAACAGAACUACGUCCCUGUACCUUCCUGUUGUCUCUCCGGCGCUUUUCUAUCUAAACUUGGUGCGGACUGCGCCGUCGAAUUCGCAGCCGGGCGCGUGUUAA